CUGAGGAAAGCGGGCGGAGGACGAGGUUCUGCAGGAGGGAGGUCCAGAGCAGUCUGGGAAGUGUAGUCCAGUGAGCUUAGCAGGAGACUCGCGGGGGGCGCCGGGGUUCCGGGAAGAGGCUGAGCUGGGUUGAAAAGAGUCAGCUUAGAGAUCUCCUCCAGGAAGUCUUCCACAUCCCUGUCUUCCCCACGCUCUGCCCAGACCGGAUUGGGUGCCUGUGUGGUGCCAUCGUGUUAUCCUCAUCAUCUUAUUAGACUGACAGUUCACUGGGUCUGGCCCUUGGGGUUGAUCUCAUUAUGCUGCGGCGAAAACCAACCCGCCUGGAGCUGAAGCUUGAUGACAUCGAGGAGUUUGAGAGCAUUCGAAAGGACCUGGAGAACCGUAAGAAACAAAAGGAAGAAGUGGAUGUCGUAGGAAUCAGUGAUGGAGAAGGUGCCAUUGGGCUCAGCAGUGACCCCAAGAACCGGGAACAAAUGAUUAAUGAUCGAAUUGGUUAUAAACCCCAACCCAAGCCUAACAAUCGUUCAUCUCAAUUUGGAAGUUUUGAAUUUUAGAGGCAGAUUAUCUUGCAUGCCAGAGCCCUGGAAUGGAGUAAAAUGAUGGCAGAAGUACAAAUAAGGUUUAGAGAAUUGAGCGCUUGAAGUCAAGCAGAAUGUUUUACUCCUGCAGAGAAAUACUUCUGCAUGAGAUAACUAAUGCUUACCUUUCACUCUAAGUGGAAAUCGAAACUCUAGUUUAUCUCUGGAAAAUUUGACUCUAUAAAACUUGUCUGACUUUUGUUUUUAAAAAUAAAUCUAUUUUUGGAAAA
Felis catus (domestic cat) is the source of this 808-nucleotide messenger RNA. It is a transcript of the gene CDC26, whose product is annotated as cell division cycle 26. Gene Ontology annotation, cellular component: anaphase-promoting complex. NCBI's taxonomy places the organism in Eukaryota, Metazoa, Chordata, Mammalia, Carnivora, Felidae. Gene Ontology annotation, biological process: anaphase-promoting complex-dependent catabolic process; regulation of mitotic cell cycle; protein K11-linked ubiquitination. The transcript is spliced from 4 exons. Bases 297 to 554 code for a protein of 85 amino acids. The record is from RefSeq and is a predicted model, not a curated record.